Messenger RNA from Osmerus eperlanus (European smelt), 3100 nucleotides. It is a transcript of the gene kras, whose product is annotated as v-Ki-ras2 Kirsten rat sarcoma viral oncogene homolog. Gene Ontology annotation, molecular function: GTPase activity; GDP binding; GTP binding. Gene Ontology annotation, cellular component: plasma membrane. The transcript has 5 exons. Bases 285 to 851 code for a protein of 188 amino acids. Gene Ontology annotation, biological process: Ras protein signal transduction. Lineage: Eukaryota; Metazoa; Chordata; Actinopteri; Osmeriformes; Osmeridae. The record is from RefSeq and is a predicted model, not a curated record.
AAGUGAUCUCUACGACGCUACACCCGGUAUCCGCCCAUACAAGCGUUUAGGCCAACCUCGAAUUCAGGACAGCAGGCCGAACGCUGUAUCAAAUGGAAAGUUCUAUCGAUUAAUUUCCUCUCUUUCCUCCGUAGCUCAUUGACAUUUAAAAGACAUUUCAUGAACACAAAUGCGGUCGUUUCAGUGUGAAGAAGGAAAUGCUGAGAUCGUGUGAAAAAGGACUAUCUGUUUGACUUAUUUGGUCGCUACUUCGGACACGGAACUCCACACUCAAAAGGUGAAUCAUGACAGAAUACAAACUGGUAGUGGUGGGGGCUGGAGGCGUGGGUAAGAGUGCCCUUACCAUCCAGCUCAUCCAGAACCACUUUGUGGAUGAAUACGACCCCACCAUCGAGGACUCGUACAGAAAGCAGGUGGUGAUUGACGGGGAGACGUGCCUGCUGGACAUCCUGGACACUGCAGGUCAGGAGGAGUACAGUGCCAUGAGGGACCAGUACAUGAGGACAGGGGAGGGCUUCCUCUGUGUCUUCGCCAUCAACAACACCAAGUCCUUUGAGGACAUCCACCAUUAUAGAGAGCAAAUAAAGCGAGUGAAGGACUCUGAGGAUGUCCCCAUGGUCCUAGUGGGUAACAAGUGUGACCUGCCUUCUCGCACAGUGGACACCAAGCAGGCCCAGGACCUGGCCCGUAGUUAUGGCAUCCCCUUCAUCGAGACCUCGGCCAAAACCAGACAGGGUGUUGACGAUGCCUUUUACACGUUAGUCCGGGAGAUCCGAAAACACAAGGAGAAGAUGAGCAAAGAGGGCAAGAAGAAGAAAAAGAAAUCCAAGACUAAGUGCAUACUCAUGUGAAUACCCCUCACUUCCCCCUCCCUCUCCCCCAGCCCCCCCCCCCCCCGCCCUUCUCCGAGACAGACUAAAACAAAAAUGUGUUCAACUGUUGAAAUAAUACAUUUUGUACAUUACACUAAAUUAUUAUCCUCUUUAUCUCAAUACCUACAUUGCUGAAUACUAAACCAAUGUGUCUGCCUUCUCCCCCCCCCUGUUAUUUGCUUCAUUUGAAACCAAUAAGCUUUAUUUUCUGUUUUGUGCCAGUCUCCCAUGUGUGUUGGUCCAGUCACUGGACAAGUAGGCAGGAGGCCACACAGUCCUGUCAAAAGAAUGUCCGUAACAACAAACUAUCAAUACUCUUUAAUUGUACGCAUGUUGGACAUGGUAGUAACAACUUUUCAAACAAGUGAUUUCCUGUGCUGGGAAGCCAUGUCCUGCUAGGAUUUCAACCUAGCCUUAUCCAGUAUGGAACGCCAAAGAUGAAUUCCAUCCCAUUCAGUCGUACACAGAGCAGAGCAAGGACCAACACUUUAGUGGGCAAAAUCCUUAAUGUCCCCCCCGUCAGGGUGUGUCGCCGUCAGGGUGUGGCCCCCCCCCCCCCCCCCCCUCGUUUGGAGACGCCUCUGGGCAGAUGACGUCAUCUGUUGCCGAAGCGUCAGACACACCCCUCUGCGUGUCUGGGUUUCCUCUCCUGCGUUAUGAAUAAUUCCCCUGUAUUAAGUUAGAUACAGCUUUCAUUAUAAUAUAUUUUGGAAAAAAAUUGAUUUUCUUUCACUGUUAUCCAUGCACCAUGCUCUCACUGUUAUCCAUGCACCAUGCUCUCACUGUUAUCCAUGCACCAUGCUCUCACUGUUAUCCAUGCACCAUGCUCUCACUGUUAUCCAUGCAUCCAUGUUUAAAACUGGGGAGCCGGGGGGGGGGGGGGGGGUCUCAGUGGGAGUGAGUUGAACGUUGAUGCCCCCAGAUGGCAGUAGAUCAAGCCUCGUCCAUUCUCUUCUGCCAGCAACACAUUCUGCUAUUUUGGCUUUGGUUAAAUGAAUGGCUUGACAGCUUAUUAAAAAGCAAUCCUACGUCAAACAGCAUCUCUGUUCUUCAGCGAAUUUUCUUCUUUUUUUGUGCUGCCAGAAACAUGUCCCUGAGUUUGGCGUCGUUGAAAGAGUUAAAAAUAUUGAAAAUAACUUUUUAUUUCCUCCAAAUAUGUUUAUGGAGCUUGAUAGAGAGGGGGCUUGUUUAUGCUUGGAAAGGCAUGUCCUUGGACACCUUUUCAACUUAAAUUACUGUCCGGUAAAAUAAUUAGUAUGUAAUUUUUUUUUAUAUUUCACAAAGCGUUCUGUGUCUGAGUGAUGGAACUGGAACGGAUAUCUGUAAAUGAGGCGGUGAUUGCCGUUAAAUAUGUUUUUAUUCUGAAUUUGUAUUAAAAAAACCACCCUGGAAUAAGUUGACAUAUAUUUCACCAACCUGUCUCUGGGUAAAAUGUGCCUGGGCCUUGUACACAGACCCUUCUGUGUACACUUAGGUGCUAUAUGUGAACUGCAGCCCAGUGAACUGAGGCAACAUCUGCACAUUUCAGUGGUUUAGACCCACAUAUUUACACAAACGUGCGUGCAUGUGCACACAACCAGACUUGCACAAAAUGCUAUUUGUGAGUAACAAUAUUACAAGUGAUACAGAUGACAUAGACAAUGCAAUUUAUUCUCAGAAUGAAACUUUUUUGUUUUUGUUUUGAUCCAAUGUAUUAUGAUCUUUUUAUUAUGUUCAUAAAGUAGAUGUUGACUGGUUAUGCGGUUUAAUUAUGGAACCAAUUUCUUAACAAUGAUGUUAAACUAAUUCUGAAAUGUCCCUCUUUACAUCUUUAUUGUUUUAUUUGUUGCGUGCCAACGGCGGAUUUCCAAAAUGUCUUGUUUAUACCCGGAGUGUAUUUUAACAACCUUUGUAUAGUUGUGAUACUGAAAGGUGCAUAUUUUGUAAAUCGUGCUUCAAUUUCGUUGGUGUGUCUAAAUGAAUGUUGCGUUAAACACAGAGUCCCGCCCCUCUGUCGAGGCUCAGGGCUCCAGGGUCCUCUGUCGAGGCCCAGGGCUCCAGGCUCCUCUGUCGAGGCCCAAGGCUCUGGCCUCUGGGCUCCGGGCAUCGGCCCAGGCCUGGAGAGGAAAUGAAUGACCACUUUUCACCACAUUUUCUGUAGCUGGCUGUGGGCAGCGUAUGUAGUGUGGUGACCUGGUCUUGAAUCACCACUUCUAUUUAACGUGUAAUAAAGACAACAUGAAGAGGAA